AAAAUUCCUUCAAACAAUGUCUCUGAGAAUUUUGACUCUCUAUAACGGUCCACAUUGCCUCCACUUCUCUAUAAAUUCCCGGACUCCUCCUUCUUCCCCUUCACAUAACCAGAAGAAGAGCAAAAUGCGUUGCCGGUACACUUUCUUAUCCUUAUUUAGCCCUUCAGCUUUUCUCUCCAAUGUCGACAGCCGCUUCCUUUCUCCUUGUCCCGCCUCCUCCACUUCCCUCCUCUUACAGGAAAUUGACCCAAAAACCGGUUCUGCUGGCCAACAGAGAAAUUACUCUGUUCAAGUUGCUGGGAAUUUUUCCGAACAGCUUGUGGGCGAUGUUUUGGUGAAGCGGAGAAGCGUGGCUGGGGUCGACCAGGAAGAGCUUCUGGACCCGGAGAAGCUCGCUGAGCCUGAUAGCCUCUUCUCUGAGUUAAAUGGGGUGAGAAUCCAUCAUAAAAUAUGCCAUCUUGAUGCCGACGAAGAGGAAAAGGAGGGAGCUUUUCGAGGCAAGUUUGGAUUGCCGAUGAUCUUAUUGCAUGGUUUUGGGGCGUCGGUUUUCUCUUGGGCUAAAAUAAUGAAGCCUCUGGCUCGGUUGAUCGGCUCAAAGGUUCUGGCUUUUGAUAGACCGGCAUUUGGUCUGACAUCAAGAACUAGCAAUAUUAAGAACCGGGAAUUUGUUGCUGGUGAGGAAAAGCCAUUGAAUCCAUACUCAACGGCUUUCUCUGUGCGGGCUACACUUUCCUUCGUAGAUAUGUUGGGAGCAGGGAAAGCUAUUUUGAUGGGGCACUCUGCUGGUUGUUUGGUAGCAGUGAACACAUACUUUGAAUCUCCUGAGAAAGUUGCUGCAUUGAUUUUGGUUGCUCCGGCAAUCUUUGCACCCCUUAUCAUGAAGAGAGAAGCGAAGGGUGGUGCAGUGGAGAAGAUGAAGAAGGAUGGGGAUGGUGAUUUAGAUUUGGGUGAAUUUGAGAAUCCUUCUACCAGGAUUUGGCGUGGUUUUUGCAAGUUUUGGGGGAUUAUUGCAGGAUUUAUACUUCAAAUUUUAAGUGGAAUGGCUGGUAUGGUCAGUUCAUUAUUUGCUAAGCUUGUGGUUGCUGUCUUAAGAUCAGCAUUUGCUAUCAUGCUGGUGAGGGUAAUCAUGGAUAAAUUUGGCUUAUUAACUAUCCGAAAAUCAUGGUAUGAUGCAAGCCAAAUUACUGAUGAUGUAAUAAAAGGCUACACAAUGCCAUUGAGAGCUAAAGGUUGGGAUAGUGCCCUUCUGGAGUUUGCGAUAGCUAUGUUAAUCGGUUCUGCUUCAAAACCAAAGCCAAAGCCUUCCUUUUCAAAGAGGCUUUCUGAGAUCAAAUGUCCAGUAUUGAUUGUCACCGGUGACACGGACCUCCUUGUUCCUUCUUGGAAUGCUCGGAGGUUAGCGCAGGCCAUACCUGGUUCCACACUUGAAAUCAUCAGAAAGUGUGGACACCUACCACAUGAAGAAAAGCCAGAAGAAUUCCUCUCAGCAAUUGAAAAUUUUUUGUACAGAACUUUUGGUGCCAGAGAAAGACAGUUUACAGAGGUGACAGCAUGAGGAACAGCAAUUCUAGUGAAGAAAGUUUGCUGCAAUUAUGAAGGCAGAACAUGUAAAGAAGACUCCCUAUGGCUAAUAGCAUUUAUUUUUUUCCCAUUCACCUCAAUUAUGAAGAUAAAAUAUCUGAAGAGGUCAUUUAUUUCUUCUCAUACCACCCAACGACUUCUUGCUUGAAAGUAAUAUAAACAAGUAUAUCUUGUGGGGAUGGCUGGCUUUGGUCCUGUAUUCUUUGCGUUUGUUCUGGUUACUCUUCUAUGGAUGAGAGAGACAUUAUUAUUUUGUAAUCUCUUUUCUAUAGUUGAACUACAAUGUACUCUUCCUUUCAUUAAUUUCAU
Messenger RNA from Phalaenopsis equestris, 1890 nucleotides. RefSeq lists its product as uncharacterized. The transcript has 5 exons. Gene Ontology annotation, cellular component: chloroplast envelope. Gene Ontology annotation, molecular function: catalytic activity. Bases 17 to 1555 code for a protein of 512 amino acids. Lineage: Eukaryota; Viridiplantae; Streptophyta; Magnoliopsida; Asparagales; Orchidaceae. The record is from RefSeq and is a predicted model, not a curated record.